AUGGGCUGUGCUUCGGUUGAUAGAGUCUUAAAUGCUCUAGAGCAUCUGGCAAAAGAUCUGGACGUAGAAUCUCAUCUGUGGACGGGGCUGAGGACGGAUCUAAGACUUGUGAGAACAUUUGUUUUGUGUGCUCGGAAGUACUGGAGGAGCAGCAAUCGUUUGAUCAGUUGGGAAUCUCUUGGAUCUUUCAUGCGUAGCAUAUUUCUCUACUUUAAAUCUGAUGAAAAUGCAAGUCUUGGAUCUCUGUUGCAUAGCCUUGAAGAUGCAGUUAACCGAAUAGGAAGGGAGUUGGACUCCAUUCGUCUUGGAGUAGAGGAACGAUUCUAUCCACGAUCUCACAUGAAAGCUUAUUUUAUUGGGAUGGUGGAAGAAUUUCGGGGAAGCUUGUGGUCUUUCACACAAAAAAUCAACGCAUCCUAUUCCAACAUCACUGCGUUGGGUUACUCCUUGCAAUCCAGAGACGAACUUAGGGAAUUCAUUGACCUGCUGUUGGCAAAUAUGGAAGAUCUUCUCGACUUGGGCAAUGUCUACCUGGGAACUCUGAUCUCAUACAUUAAAGAGAAGCUAGAAUUCUUCAAACGAUUCAUUCUCUUUGCAGAAUUGAAAGGGUUUCAGCACGGGCAGUUGAAGGUUCUCUUGACUCAUUUGGAACUUGUGGCAGUCAAUGCUGCAGCAAGCGUCUUUUUCAUUUCCACAGGUCGCAAAAGGGAUGCGACCGUGCGUGGCGAAAUGAAAAUAAAGAUUUCUGGGGUGCUGGCAAAAGUCAUGUCUGUUGAACCCCAGAUGCUUGAGAGUUACAUCAAAGUCUUGACAGCUACAGACUGGAAAAGAUCAUCCAACAUUCUGGCGACGAACAGACGUCUAUUGGAGCACCAUGUUUUUUUUCUCCUGGACAGUCUUGAUAAGCUACUAUGUCGUGAUGCUGUGUUGAUUAUCAAUUUUGAGGAGCAAAUACCACUGCUCUAUAAGGGACUAAGAUUCUUGAAAACCAUUCUUAUGAAGUACCCGGAGAAGUUUGAUGGGCUUCAUGAAAAGGUGAAGGAUCUCAUUCGAGCUGCCGUCAACGAAGCAGGAAUCAUAAUUUGCCUAAUUUUUUUGCACGUCUUGAAAGAAGGCUUGGCCAAGGAAUUUGAUUUGGCACUUCUCAACUUCGUGGGAAAGAUUAAGCUUGUAAAAGUAGUUACAUCGACAUUCAUCUUUCCAAGAAACAAUGAACUUGGUUUUAUGGAUUUUCUCCUAGAAAAUCUGAAAGAGCUGCCGAGUUGUGAGGUUGGUUCAAUUGCUUUUGCAAAGGAUCAAAUUCAAACUAUCCGAGAAGAUCUUGCAUCAUUAAGAUCUUUGAUGGAGAUCAGUGUGGACCAGAGCAACCAAGCCCUUCGGAGACGUGUCAUGGAGGCGGCGCAUGAGACACAGCUGACAGUUAAAUCCUUGUUCAUUGGAGACAUUCCAGAUUUUAGGUCUCCAAUCAUAUUUGAUUCCAUCAGGGAAGAACUUAAAGAGAUUAAUCUUGCUAAGAUGGAAGCCAUGAACAUUUGUGACAAUAAGUAUAGAUUGGAAGCCCAUAGUGUGAGCAGGACAACCAACAAAGUUCGGGUGAGGCUGGAAGAUGAAGCCACAAUAAUUCACAAACUUACAAGAGGACAAAAGCAGUUGGGGUUUGUUUCCAUUGUUGGUAUGCCUGGAAUAGGUAAGACGACUUUGGCCCAAAAUGUUUAUGAUGAUCCUUCAAUUAGAUGCGUUUUUCAUAUCCGUGCAUGGUGUGCUGUUUCUCAGCUCUAUCAGCAUAAAGAUGUGCUGCUUCAGAUUUUGAGUUGUAUGGACCCUGACCUUUUUGAUGAUCAGCUACAAAGAAAAAAACACCACUCUGGUGAUGAAUAUUCAAAGAAGAAUGAAGAUGAGUUGGAAGAAAAACUAAAGCAACGUUUGAUGAAAAUUAGGUAUCUCAUUGUUCUUGAUGAUGUGUGGAGUAGUGAGGCUUGGAAUGCGUUGGAAAGAACUUUCCCAGAUAAUGCCAAUGGAAGUAGAAUCCUCUUAACCAGUCGACUUCCUAUGGUGGCUUUGGAAAUCAACCAGAAUGUUACAAUUCACCAUCUUCAACGACUCACUGAUAAGGAGAGUUGGGAAUUACUGCAGAAGAAGCUACCUGAAGAAAAAGGCUUUCCUUUAGCGCACAGUGAUCUAGGGAUGCAGAUAGCCAGACAUUGUCAGGGUUUACCUCUCACGAUUGUUACGGUAGCUGGAAUUCUUGCUAGAUUGGAGAAAGAUGAUGGUUGGAUAGAGGUCGCGGAAAGACUAAGCUUAAGUGCUGUUUGUGCUACAGAUCAGUGCAUGGAUGUAUUAGAGCUGAGUUACCAGCAUUUACCUGAAUAUCUAAAGCCAUGCUUUCUCUACUUCGCAGCAUUUCCCGAAGACAGAGAGAUUCCCUCUUGGAGGUUGAUGAGUUUAUGGAUCGCUGAAGGAUUUGUCCAGGAAAGUGAGAUAAAGAGCUUGGAGGAUGUAGCUGAGGAGUACAUAUAUGAACUGACAAGCAGAAGCUUGGUUAUGGUUUCCAAAGAAAGAUCCCUAGGUGGUGUUAGAACUUGCCGCAUUCAUGAUUUGUUGCACGAGUUUUGUUUGGUAAAAGCCCAGAAAGAAAAUUUUCUGCAGUUUUUACAUGGAGAUGAUAAACUUUUCACCUUUGAUGAGCCACGCAAUCUGCAAAGGUUAUGCAUUUUUUCAGGGCAGGAUAUUUUUGCGGACUCAAGGCUAUGCUCAACCCGUGUGAACUCUCUGAUGUUCUAUGCUCAGGAGGAUGAGAUGCUCCGAAGUGGUUUUCCUAAAUUCCUAUUUCUCUUUUUCAAGCGUCUGAGAGUAUUGGACUUGAGACAAUUUUGUCUACAUGGUGAACUUCCAAGCGAGAUAGAGUUGCUUUCUGAGCUGAGGUACUUGGCAAUUCAUCUUUCAGUCAACUCCAUCCCUUCAUCAGUAGGCAAUCUCUCACAUUUAGAAACUUUUAUCGUCCAAGCAGACGGAAAUGUCCUACUGCCAGAUACUAUAUGGAAUUUGAAGAAAUUGAGGCGACUAGACGCAAGAAAUGGUUUUACUUUUAAUUGGGCUGAAGAGAACCUGGGGAGUUUACAUAAUUUGGACAGCAUUUCUGUUCUGGUCCUUAGUUCGGUACAAAGCGAAAAGAUAUUGGAAAAAUUCCCAAACAUCCGCAGACUAAAAUGCAGGCUCUUCAAAUCUGAGGAAUAUAAUGGAGAUUGUAAUAAGAUUGUGGCAAUGGGCUUUCUGAGCCAAUUGGAAUCGCUCAAGCUCAUGCUGGAUCACCCGAGAAGGUACCAUCUUGAGUUUCGUUUUCAGUUGAUGAGUCUAAAGAAGUUGAGUCUGUCAUAUUUCCAUUGGAGUGAAAUUCCAUUGAUUGGGAAACUGUGCAGUCUUGAGGUGAUCAAAUUAGAUCGUGAAGUCUCUCUGCAGGACACAUGGGACCUGGAAGGAUUUGAGUUUCCUCAGCUCAAAUACUUGAAACUGGAACAGUUGCGUAUAUCUCGAUGGAAAUGCUCAUCUGAUCAGUUCCCGCGUCUGCGGAAAUUAGUCUUGGUUCAAUGCUGGAGACUGAAAGAAGUCCCUUCUUGUUUUGGGGAAGUUUCAACUCUUGAAAUGAUUGAGGUGCACGGCUGUUCAGAUUCGGUUGUAAGUUCACUUUGGGAGAUUGAGGAAGAGCAAAAAGACUCUGGAAAUGAGGAUUUCCAGAUUUUUGUUUGA
Coffea eugenioides is the source of this 3744-nucleotide messenger RNA. RefSeq names its product putative late blight resistance protein homolog R1B-16. The record is from RefSeq and is a predicted model, not a curated record. The transcript has a single exon. Gene Ontology annotation, molecular function: ADP binding. Gene Ontology annotation, biological process: defense response to other organism. NCBI's taxonomy places the organism in Eukaryota, Viridiplantae, Streptophyta, Magnoliopsida, Gentianales, Rubiaceae. Bases 1 to 3744 code for a protein of 1247 amino acids.